AUGUUGUGGACAUUCCUGUGGCAGGAGGAAUUGCAGGCUAAAGACCAGCUGUGUAAAAAGACAGAAGAGCAGGUGUUAAGUCUCAGGAAGGAGUCACAAGCUGCUGUGGAAGAAUGCAGGUCAUUGCGGACAAAGUUGCGACUUGCAGAAGAAUCACAGGAGGCAGCUCGUAAGAUGGAGCAAGACUAUGAAGAAGUUGUUGCUUUACUGGAAAAUGAAAUCACCCAGCUUCGUCUACAAAUUUCCAAGAGUGAUGCACUGAAUGCGCAAAAAAGAUUAGCAGUGCUAGUUUGUCAAUUAAAAAAGGCAGAGGCAGCUCAGAGGACUUAUGAAGUGGCCACCAAUACCCUACUUAAACAUCUCCAGCAUGUUCAGGAUGCACUGAUGUCAUCAGAUAGUGCUUUCUCUUGGAAUGGUGAUACAGAGAAAGGAGGCAGCUUAGGGAAGAAAAAGAAAAAGCAUAUGAUAAAAUCUCUGGUCUCAAAAGGACAUGAUGUCCUCACAUCUGUUCGCUCCCUGAUUGAACAAUCACCAUUGCCUUUUGGAUGGGAAGAAAGCUAUACAGCUGAUGGUGUACGAUACUAUAUCAACCAUGUUAACCAGACCACUUCCUGGACUCAUCCCAUGUCUGGGGUUGAACACCAGACAUGUGCUACAAAUGCAGAAAGCAGUGGCACUAUUUCAAGACCUCCACCCCCACCAGUGGUGGAGAAUAUACAGUGA
Molecule: messenger RNA, 723 nt
Organism: Pomacea canaliculata
Lineage: Eukaryota; Metazoa; Mollusca; Gastropoda; Architaenioglossa; Ampullariidae
Product: syntaxin-binding protein 4-like
Exons: 7
Coding region: 1-723 (240 amino acids)
Biological process (GO): apoptotic process; hippo signaling; regulation of cell population proliferation
Molecular function (GO): protein binding; molecular adaptor activity
Source: RefSeq, a predicted model, not a curated record